UGCACCACUGCUGCUGCCAUUGCGCUGUUUUCCAAGCUAGCCUUUCGGUUUGACAGAUAAGACAUCUCCCUGACAGUUUUGGGAACACUUGCGGGUUAUUUAUCCGUUCCAAUGGUUUGUGUUAGUCCUGUGCAGCUUGUGUUACCGUGCGCAAUAUAACACCACCAUUGUUACUGAAAAUCCGCGUCCCUUGGCUAAUUCUUUCAACAUGACUUCUCGGCGACCUGAUAGCUUUGACGGCUUAGGUUACAGGGGAAGAGAGGAUCCGUCAUACGGCGGGGGGUACGGAAGGUCAUUUAGUAACGCACCUAGUGCAGCUGACCUGCAACAAUGGGUCACGACACCCCCAGAUAUCCCAGGUAGCCGUAACCUGCAUUUUGAUGAGCGCACACCUCAGUUCGAGACGGGCCCUGCCCCUCCAGGGUCGGACGAGUCUCAGCCAGCUCCACCAUCCGAGCAACUGAACAGAUUUGCGGGAUUUGGCAUUGGACUCGCAAGCCUCUUUACGGAGAAUGUCCUCGCCCAUCCGUGCAUCGUGUUCCGGCGCCAGUGUCAGGUUAACUACCACGCUCGCAACUACCAUCUCUCCCCCUUCACGGCGGUCACUGUGAUGUACAACUUCACCAAGACCCAGGGUCCAAAGGCGCUGUGGAAGGGCAUGGGCAGCACGUUUGUAGUGCAGGGAGUCACUCUGGGUACAGAGGGCAUCAUCAGCGAAUGCACCCCCUUACCACGAGAGCUGUCACACCGGUGGAACCCAAAGCAAGUGGCCGGACACCUGGUGCUGAAAAGUCUGACGUACAUUGUUGCCAUGCCUUUCUACUCGGCAAGCCUCAUUGAAACUGUACAGAGCGAGAUCAUCCGCGACAACCCGGGCAUCCUGGACUGUGUGAAGGAGGGCGUGGGCCGGGUGAUGGGGCUGGGCAUCCCGCACAGCAAGCGCCUGCUGCCCCUCUGGGCCCUGCUGCUGCCCACCGCCCUCCACGGCGUCCUCCACUACAUCAUCCACUCCACCGUGCAGAAGCUCGUCCUGACGCUGCUGCGUCGACGCAACCGAGGCUCCGGCUCUGGUGGCCCCUCCGCCGCCUCCUGCCCCCCUUCCCCGCUCCGCGGAGGCCCCUCGGGCUCAGGGGCCGACUGUGGUGGUUCCGGCGCCUCAUCAUCGGGCCAGGCGGACGCGGUGCAGAGCAUGCUGGACGCCUACUUCCCGGAGCUGAUGGCCAGCUUCUGUGCCAGCCUGGUGGCCGACGUGCUGCUGUACCCGCUGGAGACGGUGCUGCAUCGCCUACACAUCCAGGGCACGCGCACCAUCAUCGACAACACCGACCUGGGCUUCGAGGUGCUGCCCAUCAACACGCAGUACGAGGGCCUGCGGGAGUGCGUGGGCGCCAUCAGCAGGGAGGAGGGCGCGCUGGGCUUCUACAAGGGCUUCGGUGCCGUGGUGGUGCAGUACUCGCUGCAUGCCGCCGUACUGCAGAUCACCAAGGUGAUCUACUCUGCUCUGCUGCAGAGCGCCUGAGGAGACCACACCACACCACACCACACCACACCACACGAGACAAGACGAGACGAGGAGAGGGAUCUACUAGCAGGGCUGAGGAAUGGAUGGGAUCUACUAGCAGGGAAGAGGGACAGGGGGGAAACGACUAUGCACUGCUAGUAUGAAGCGUGACUGUUGAUCUGCUCCAUCUUGCUAGCAGAGUGUUGGAGAAGGGAUCUACUGUGAUCUGCUAGAAAGACCUGGGGAGGGUGGGAUCUACUAGCAGGGAAGAGGGACGGGGGGGAAACGACUAUGCACUGCUAGUAGGAAGCGUGACUGACUGUUGAUCUGUUCCAUCUUGCUAGCAGAGCGUGGGAGAAGGGAUCUUCUGUGAUCUGCUAGAAAGACCUGGGGGACGGGAUCUACUGGCAGGACAUGGAGACUGCAUCUAUUACGUACGUCUUUCUAGCAGAGCCUGGGGAUGGGAUCUACUGUGAACGUGAACUGCUAGCAGGAUGUGGGGGAGGGAUCUACUGUGAUCUACUAACUAGUAGGACAAGGAGACUGGAUCUAUGACGUACAUCUUGCUAGCAGAUCGUGGGAAUAGGGGAUCGUCUUCUGUGCCCUGCUCGUGAAUCUUGUGGUCUGAUGAGUGAUGAUCUACUACUGCGCUGCUGUCCACAUGAGGGAUUCUAUUACUUCCUGCCAGCAGAAUGCACUGUAGGCGAUCUGUCGUUUUCUUGUGGGCAGAUCCACUACAGUCUGGUAGCGGAGUGUGCGCUAGGUGAGCCACUGCGUUCUGCUAGCAUAACGUAAGGGAGACAAAGUUAUCAUGUGGUAUCAUAUCAGCACAGCAGUCAGAUAAGUUGUUUCUAUGUGUGGAAAAACACAAACGCGAGCACACACCCUAACACUGACAGAAAGACACACACAAAGACACACACACACACACACACACACACACACACACACACACACACACACACACACACACACUCGCUGCACGUUGUGAGCACUCCACCAGGACAUGAUGGAGGAUGGAUGGAUGAUGCACAAACACAACAGCUCUGCUUCAGCUUGUUGAACACAAGAGCUACACAGCCACAGACUGAACCACCGCCUGCUUUGAGAGAGGUGCUUUCUGUUUGUUUUUUUGUUUGUUUGUUAUUUAGUGGCUGGCAACAGGUUCAUUCCAGAUGACUGUCUUGAUGUGAGGUUUCCUAUUUUUUGAUGAAUUGAGUGAAAGAAGAGGCACUGACUAUUAAAAGGAAAAAGAAAUCACGGCGGGCAACUAAUAAAUAAUAAGUACGGUAAUCCACUGGCACCGGCUCAAAGUUAAAGGACGUUUUUUGUUUGUUUGUUUGUUUGUGUUGUUUGCGCAGGUGUGCUAAGCUCUUUCCAGAGACACAGAUGACUAAAUGCAUGCCACCCACCACUACCCAUCUGAUCCUUUAGUAGUUCUAACUGUGGUAAAUGUUAAACCUUUACAAAUACACCCCAAACUGCUGCCCCAUGCACUCUCUGUGUUUUAUAAUCAGCUCUGCACCAUGACCGUCCAGUAAAGUGACUUGUGUGGUCAGAUGGAGAUGACCACUAUUGCCCACGGCCAUCUCCAACCUCCUAGCCGUGUAUUCUUUUUUUCUUCUCUGUGCUUGCUCUGUUUUUGGAUUGGAGUGAAUGUUGCUUUCGGAUUAGGUACGUAUGUAUGAGCACUUGAGGCUGGAUCGUGCCAAUAUACCCUUGUUAAAAAAUUUGUAUACAGAUUGUACAGAAAAAAAACACAAAUCUACUCAAAUAGUGUUUAUCUUUAAAUUAUUUUUUGCACCUUAGAGUGUGUGUGUGUGUCUCUGUUGAUGUGUCAAGUCAUAUUGUUUUUUUGUGUCAGCGAGGAGGAUCUGUGCGAGACCUUGAUAGCUUCGAAGUAUCUGCCAUGCAAGGGUGGCUGGAAGUUGAACAAAUCAAACCAAUGAUGCACUGCUGGGAGACGGGGUUUGGCAUUCUGUGAGUUAUAUUCCUUUUAAAAGUGAGACGUUGCACAACCCUGUCAAUCAUGUCAUGUCGUACAUGUUAAUGCUUGCAUUAGCUGUCUUCUGCAGAAGAGAAAAAUAAAAGUACUUUGCAUUGUCAGGGAUUUUGCGAGGGUGGGGGGAAAGGAGAAGAGGCUUAUUCAUAAGAGAAAUAAACAUAUACAAAUUGUGUAUAAUAAGA
This is a messenger RNA of Engraulis encrasicolus (European anchovy), 3688 nucleotides long. RefSeq names its product solute carrier family 25 member 46 (gene slc25a46). Bases 209 to 1519 code for a protein of 436 amino acids. Gene Ontology annotation, cellular component: mitochondrial outer membrane. The record is from RefSeq and is a predicted model, not a curated record. Lineage: Eukaryota; Metazoa; Chordata; Actinopteri; Clupeiformes; Engraulidae. Gene Ontology annotation, biological process: mitochondrial membrane fission; axon development; mitochondrial fission. The transcript has 10 exons.